CCCAGCCCGGCCUGUCUGGUUGUCAUGAGAGCGGUGGCCGCGGGCCUGGCGCUGGGCGCAGGCGGCCGGGGCUGCUCCUCGGCGGCCACCGCCGCUACGGCUCGGAGGUGCGGGCCGGCCCGGGGCGGUGGAGGAGGUGCCGCCUGAGCUCCGGAAGGCGCUGCUGAGGGGCGGCGGAGGGCCCUCGGGGCCGUGCGGGCGCCGAGGUCCGGGCGGGCCUUGCGUCCUGACAGCAGCCCGGCGCCCAGGAUGCCGCACAAGAUUGGCUUCGUCGUCGUCAGCUCCUCUGGACACGAGAACGGCUUCAGUGCCCGGGAACUCAUGGUCCACGCACCCACCGUCAGCGGGUGGAGGUCACCCAGAUUCUGUCAGUUUCCACAAGAGAUCGUCCUUCAGAUGGUGGAGAGGUGCCGGGUACGGAAGCUGCAGCUGCUCGCCCACCAGUACAUGAUCCCCAGCAAAGUGGAGUUCUACGUCAGCGAGAGCCUGCCCGAGUACUUGGCGCCCUAUCAGGCGGAGCGCUUUCGAAGGCUCGGCUACGUCUCUCUCUGUGACAACGAGAAGACAGGCUGCAGAGCCCGGGAGCUGAAGUCCGUCUACGUGGAUGCGGUGGGACAGUUUCUCAAGCUGACUUUUCACGAAAACCACAUCAACAAAUACAACAUAUAUAAUCAGGUUGCUUUGGUUGCAGUAAACAUCAUUGGAGACCCUGCAGAGUUUGGUGAUGAAAGCAAUAUUACCUCCAGAGAGAAGCUGAUUGAUCAUUAUCUGGGUCACAACACCGAGGACCCAGCCCUGGAAGGAACUUGUACGGGGAAAUCCGACUAUAUUUCUCCACUAGAUGACUUAGCUUUCGAUAUGUACCAAGAUCCCGAAGUUGCCCAGAUUAUACGCAAACUAGAUGAAAGAAAACGCGAAGCUGUCCAAAAGGAACGUUACGACUAUGCCAAGAAGCUAAAACAAGCUAUUGCUGAUUUGCAAAAGGUGGGCGAGCGCCUGGGGCGCUACGAGGUGGAGAAGCGCUGCGCGGUGGAGAAGGAGGACUACGACCGCGCCAAGGAGAAGAAGCAGCAGAUGGAGCGCUUCCGCGGCCAGGUGUACGAGCAGCUGCGGCUGCACAGCCUGGUGGACGCCGAGCUGAUGCGAAGGCCUCCCGCCCCGCCCCUGCAGCCCCUGGCGCGCUCCGGCAGUCCCCGCCACCAGCAGCCAGUGCUCCCUGAACCGCAAGAGGACAGAGCGCCGGAAAGCCGGCGGGCAGAGCCCUUCCUCCAGGAAAAGCCUCCGGCACAACCCCUGGGCCCCCAGCCCGCUGCAGUGGACCAGCCACCACCCGCCGCGAACCCUCACCUCAGGACCCACCCACAGGCCGUGCCCUAUGAUGAGCGGCCCCUUCCUGCUGCCCGGAAGCAGCCUGCGGCAGCCCUGGAGCCAGAGAAGGGUGACUCGGAUGGCAACGAGCCUCCCGGAGGAGGUGCUCCCGGGGAGCCGGAGCCCUUGACAGAGAAGGCGUUGAGAGAGGCCGGCCCUGCCGUGGACGUGCUCGGAGAAGCCCUGGUCGCCGGGGCCUAUUCCAAGACGUGGUCGUGCCGGGAGGAUGCGCUGCUCGCGCUGUGUAAGCAGCUGACGCAGAUGCCUGCCGGGACCCCCAGGGAGGAGCUGAAGAGCGUCCUGCGAGCAUCCAUCUUCCUCGUCAGGAGAGCCAUCAGAGACCUCGUGACCCCGGUCUUCCAGGCUUCUCUGAGGUUGUUGAAAAUGAUAAUUACGCAGUAUAUUCCCAAACACAAACUGAGUAAGCUUGAAACUGCCCACUGUGUGGAGCGAACGCUUCCCGUUCUGCUCACCAGGACGGGAGACUCCUCUGCUCGCCUGCGGGUCACGGCUUCCAAUUUCAUUCAGGAAAUGGCCUUGUUUAAGGAGGUUAGGUGUCUGCAGAUUAUCCCCCAUUACUUGGUCCAGCCAUUAAAAGCCAACUCUUCGGCUCACCUGGCAGUGAGUCAGAUGGACCUCCUGGCCCGGCUCCUGAAGGACCUGGGCACCGGGAGCACGGGUUUCACCAUCGAUAACGUGAUGGAGUUUUCAGUGAGUGCCCUGGAGCACAGAGUGUAUGAGGUUCGAGAAACAGCGGUUAGAGUAAUUUUGGACAUGUAUAAACAGCACCGGGCUUUCGUUCUAGAAUACCUCCCUCCAGACGACAACACCACGCGCAAGAACGUUCUCUAUAAAACAAUUUUUGAGGGAUUUGCUAAAAUAGACGGCAGACCUACAGAUGCCGAAGUGAAGGCACAGAGAAAAGCGGCUACAGAAGAAGCAGAGAAACAAAAGAAAGAAGAAAUUAAAGUUUUACAAGGGCAGUUGGCGGCGCUCACCGAAAUCCAGGCCGGAGCGCAGCCAAGCAAGGAGACGGCGGGCCCCACGCUGGAGGACAGUCAGGACACACGAGAAGGGAAAGCAGUGGCAUGUCCUGCCCCGGAAAUUCCCGCCGCUCACUACCUGGAUAAUUUAUGCAUCUUCUGUGGGGAGCGGAGCGAGUCCUUCACGGAGGAGGGCCUCGACCUGCACUACUGGAAGCAGUGCCUCAUGCUGACCCGAUGCACCUGCUGCAGGCAGGUGGUCGAGGUCUCCAGCCUGACGGAGCACUUGCUGACCGAGUGCGACAAGAAGGGCGGGUUCCGCAGGUGCUACCGCUGCAGCGAGGCCGUCUUAAAGGAAGAGUUGCCCAGACACAUAAAAACAAAGGACUGUAAUCCCGCCAAACCGGAGAAGCUGGCCAACCGGUGUCCUCUGUGCCAUGAGAACUUCUCACCCGGAGAGGAGGCGUGGAAGGCUCACCUCAUGGGCCCCGCCGGCUGCACGAUGAACCUGCGCAAGACGCACGUGCUGCACAAGGCGCCAGCUGUGCCGCCGGCAGGUAAAAGCGCAGCCGUGACCAAAUCAGGGACCUCUGUAUCGAAGGUCGGAAGCAAGAUCCCUACUCCAAAGGGACUGAACAAAAGCUCUGGCAGGACGUACGCAAAGCGGUGACGUGACCCACGCUCUGUCUCCUGUGUCCCCACGAGGGACUGAGCAAGUUUCCUGAUUGUGAACCGUUUCUCCUAAGACCCGUCUUUGGACGUGGCGACCCUGUGCCCCGCCCCAGCUGUCCCUCAGCUCGACGCCCUGCCGCCGUCACCUGUCACGCCCUGUGCGGGGCUGACGCUCCACCUGCGUCCCGAGUGCAGACCAAAGUCCCUGCAGCUUGAAGCAGCCGGGCUCCGGGCCUCCCAGGCCGGCGUCCCCAGGAGAGCAGCCGUCUGUUCGAAGGGAACUGAGCCCCUGGUCCGGGUCGGCGAGCCCGUUCCGCUGUCGCGCGAGCAGAGCGCCCCCCUCGGUGCUUGGAGUCGCCCCGUAAAGGCUUCCCUGCAGACCCCGUGCCUGUGGGCCUCUCACACGUGACGCGCCGGACAGCGGGACCGAGCAGGGAGAGACGGCGGGCGGGCGCGGCUCUCGGGCGCCAGCCCCCCCCAGGCGCCAUCCGGCCUGCGGCACCCCCCCGGGUGCCUCCCCUGUGUGCGGAGCCCUCCCCUCCCGCUGUCGUGAGAAGGAAAGAUGGGCCUGCAGUCACCGAGCGUGGGUCCCCCCGUGGCCCUUGCCCCGCUAGUGCCCGUGCUGGGCCCCGCCCGCCCCAGGGAGCCCAGCAGCCACCCCCACGUGGCUCUCCUCCCGGUGCUUCCCGCUCCUUCCACCUGCGGUUCUAGAACAGUUAGGGCCUGACUCUCCACUGGUUGUCCUGCGCCCGCCUGACCCCGCGUCGCUCACAACGGCCGUGUCCUAAAGCCUUGAGCACACAUGGCGGUGCCCUUGGCUCUGGUGGGAAGCGGCCCUGCUGGACUCGCUUGACCUUCAGCGUCGGCCAGCAGGCCCGGGCGGCUGCUUUGUGCUGUCCUGCCCCUCACGGGUCUGCAGAGUGGAGGGGAGCCUGAGGUUCAUUUUUCUCAAAGACGUCCCAUGACGCUUAAAACCCCAACGUCACUUAAAAUGAAGAGACCAGCCCCCCAAAUCCGGUCUCCUGACCAGCUGCUGACCAGCCCGCCCGUCCCGUGAACCGGCUCCCGUGCUUCAUGUCCAGGCAGCCACGGGGCGCAGCCAGGCCGUGUUUGGAAUCUGCUGCGGCCCCCGUGCCCCUGUGCGGGCCUGCGUUCCUGCCGCCGGACCCCCCCAGAGACCCAGGGAGACCCUGACCUCCCGAGUGGUAGACAUGCAGGCCUUCAGGAGCCACUGAGAAAUGCGUGGCGUUGCUACCACGUAAUUAGCAGACACGUACGUUAAUUCCCCGCCACGUGAAACACAUAGGUUUCAGAAAACCCCUAAUCGCUGUUUGAACAGCGCCCCCUGAGUACGUCAGUGACCAGGAAUUUGCACUAACCACUCUCCAUUCUGGGUAAACUAAUUCUUUCUCGUAUGGUUGACUCAAAAUACAGCAAGAAUGAGACUAAGAAUUACCUUUACAAAAAAUAACUCAAUUAAAAAAAUAAAAAGUGAUGGGGAGAAAUAACAUAAACCUUCACUAGGCGGAGCAGAGCGCAGACGCCGAGGGAAUUGUAACGUGACCCCUCCUGGCUUCACAGACCGUGGUCACGACCUGGUCCCUCGCACAGGUGACCACCCGUCACCCGGGCCGUGAUGAGAAACGCUAAUCAAGGAGUCCUUGUCUUCCCUCUAAUCAACACUUUCAAGAAAUGUAUCUGUCAUAUUUUCCAGAUAUUGUAACUGUAAAAAGAUUUGUAAAAAUAUUUCACUUUAGUGAUUGACAAAAUCAGGUGCAUUUAAGACUGGUUAGUCUCCUGGUUACAGAAGGAGCGUGCGUUUCUGCCGAAGUGAUUCCCGGCGGGGAUUGGCGGCCGUGAGCAGCUUUACAGAGUCAUAUGCUCUUGAGGAACCGAAGAUACAGGACAAGCAAUUCUGAAAGAACUAUAGGAUCCCUUGGCCAUUUAUAAAUAAAUCUGUAAAUUUGGAACACGAAUUAAUAAUUGAAUUUUCACUCAUAAAUAUGUUGUGGAUAUUUAACUAUUUAUUUCUCUUAUUUUCAUAUUUCAAAAUACUUUAUCUAAUUUAAAAGAAAUGUGUCUAUAAAUUUGGCGUCAGAAUACACAUGUAAAUACCUUUAAUGAAAAUUUGCAACUUUUUAAUGUUUUAAUGUAGUUUUCUAUUUGUCUUUAUUUCAGAUACCAGAAUUGUAUCUAACCAAUAUAUUUUUCUUGUUAUUUCAGGGCCUAGGGGUCAAUUCACUCUGAGCAUAUUAACAUAAUAAAAAGAUCACUAAA
Molecule: messenger RNA, 5300 nt
Organism: Hyaena hyaena (striped hyena)
Lineage: Eukaryota; Metazoa; Chordata; Mammalia; Carnivora; Hyaenidae
Gene: CEP104
Product: centrosomal protein 104
Exons: 22
Coding region: 250-3021 (923 amino acids)
Cellular component (GO): cilium
Source: RefSeq, a predicted model, not a curated record